AUGCUAAAACCUUUUGCCGCCCUGGUUUCAAGUUUGCGGAAAUGCAGCGCGGUGAGUGAUAUAACAAGAGUUUGGUUUUCUGCUCUGCCCAAAGAUUCCCCCUGGAUUAAGCCCUGCAGACUUCAUUAUGUUGAAAACGGCAAGCAAAAAUGCCGUGACAUGAUAAAAAUAUUAGAUUCCGUUAUGGUGUUAUUAUACAAUGCGUCUCGCGAGAAAUUAAUUUUUGUGCGACAAUUUCGGCCCGCUGUGUAUCAGAGCUUGAUCAUGGCUAACAUGGAUUUGCCGAAAGGAGAUAUUGAUUUGAUCAAGUUUCCACCCCAGCUGGGCAUUACAAUAGAGCCUUGUGCGGGUAUGGUGGACAAAGACAAAAGCUUGGCGGAGAUUGCUCGUGAGGAAGUUCUGGAAGAGUGUGGCUACGAUGUACCCGCUGAUAGACUAGAACUGAUCUAUAAAUAUAGAACUACAGUGGGUUCAUCAAGCUCCACUCUAACCCUAUUUUAUUGCGAAGUGUGUGAUGCUGAGAGGGUCAGCGCUGGCGGCGGUAUAGACAAUGAAGUAAUAGAAAUAGUGGAGUUAACUAUUGCUGAAGCUAAAGAACUGGCUAAAACAGGAGCCACCAUAAACAGUGGUCCCGGCACGCCGCUUUGUAUUUUAUGGUUUUUAGCCCAUAAGUCAUAAACAUGUAUUUGAAUUGAGCGCCAUAUUAAAACUAUUUAUGCUUAUCGAACGCUAUCGAUAAUUGUAUG
Drosophila busckii is the source of this 746-nucleotide messenger RNA. Its product is annotated as uridine diphosphate glucose pyrophosphatase NUDT14. The transcript has a single exon. The record is from RefSeq and is a predicted model, not a curated record. The coding region runs from base 1 to 678 and encodes 225 amino acids. Gene Ontology annotation, molecular function: metal ion binding; UDP-sugar diphosphatase activity. Gene Ontology annotation, biological process: ribose phosphate metabolic process; nucleoside phosphate metabolic process. Lineage: Eukaryota; Metazoa; Arthropoda; Insecta; Diptera; Drosophilidae.